ACUUGUUCUUCAUGCACAUCUCUCCUUCUACGUCCCCCUCUUUGUAGUGUCUCCGGGUUUUCGACUAUCAGGGUUGUUCUUAAGGUGAAAAAAUGGGGCUAAGGGGGAAAUUGGCUGCUGAAAUAGAGAUAAAAUCUUCAGCCGAAGCUUACUUCAAACGUCUGAAGGACGAACUUCACCAUCUCCCUGAUGCUGCCUCUGGUGUGCACGGAGUUGAAGUCCAUGAAGGCGACUUUAAAACUCAUGGCUCCGUCAAGUCCUGGACUUACACUCUUGGUAACGAGGAAGUUCUUUGGACCUCCGGGGCACUGGACCUCCCCCAUACUGUGUUAUGGCUGUCCGAUCCAUCAUAUGGAAGGACAGAGAUUUUCAAAGAGAGGUUCGAAAUAGAUGAGAGGGACAUGACGGUGUCAAUGGUGGCCGUGGAUGGGCAUAUCCUCCAGCGGUACAAGAGCUACAAGGUCAUAUACAAGGUCAUCCCGAAGACCGGCACUGAGCCUGCGGCGGUGAGAGUUACCCUUGAUUAUGAAAAACAUAAGGAGAUUGAUGCUGAUCCGCACAAGGAGAUGGAAUUCAUGAUCUCUAUGAUGAAAGAUAUCGACAAGCACCUCCUAGGCCAGUAAUAAUAUAUAAGAGAAGCAAAUGACCUGGGCGUGGCUAAGUAAGGUCGAGUUUCUCGUCCAUGGAUAUGGCAAAAUGCGUGUGUUUGAAAUAAUUUGCCAAUUGCUAUUUCCAUUUCAUAUCGGUAUGAUGGUUGCUAUGUACUUCUAGCCCAAAAGCAAAUAAAUGUUGGAUCUGUGCAGCAUCGAUCAGUGAUAAUAAAGUAAUGCUUAUUAAUCUUUAAGAUGGA
Punica granatum (pomegranate) is the source of this 850-nucleotide messenger RNA. The record is from RefSeq and is a predicted model, not a curated record. Lineage: Eukaryota; Viridiplantae; Streptophyta; Magnoliopsida; Myrtales; Lythraceae.